This is a messenger RNA of Argiope bruennichi, 1966 nucleotides long. RefSeq names its product sialin-like. Gene Ontology annotation, biological process: transmembrane transport; monoatomic anion transport. Gene Ontology annotation, molecular function: transmembrane transporter activity. The record is from RefSeq and is a predicted model, not a curated record. The transcript is spliced from 11 exons. Bases 299 to 1813 code for a protein of 504 amino acids. Lineage: Eukaryota; Metazoa; Arthropoda; Arachnida; Araneae; Araneidae.
UCAUCUUUGAGAUCAGCUGACAUUGUGUUGUGGAGGAAAACAAGAGUUGAGGUACCUGCUUGGAAAAUAUAACGUUAUUUUUAUACUGUAAUUAGCUCAUUUUUGGUUAUUCGCGGAAUGAUUUCUUGAAGUUUUCUCCAUGUUCAAAAAUGAAUAUGGAAAUUUCCUGAUUAAGUGAUUUGCUGGACGAUUAUUUCUUACUUAACUUUACAAGGAAACUGAAAGGGACCGAAAUCUUUAACUUGAAUUGUAGAGAAGCUCUUGUGAUAGAAUUCUGGAAAUUAUUAAUAGAGCUUCAAUGGAUCCAACUAAAAAAAGAAUAAGAAAAUAUGAGAUUCCAGGCGUUCGCUAUCUAUUUGCUUUGAAUGGAAUGCUUGGUUUCCUGAUUGUGUAUGCUUUGCGAGUGAAUAUCAGCGUGGCCAUCGUUGCCAUGGUCAAUCAAACAGCGAUAGCUGCCAGUUCAGCCAACAAUCUCUCCUCGAAAGAAUGUCCAUCACCUACCGCUUCUAACGAUUUCAGCAAUUCCUCCCACAACUCCGAUAUCAAGGAUGGAGAAUUUAUAUGGUCAUCUCAAAUGCAGGGAAUCGUCCUCGGUGCCUUUUACUAUGGCUAUGUUAUUUCUCAAAUCCCUGGUGGAAGACUUGCAGAGCUAUUCAGUGCUAAAUGGGUUUUCGGCCUCAGUACCCUCAUAACAUCUUUUCUUACCCUCUUGACACCUUGGGCAGCAUGGAAAGGAGUCGGGUUCCUCAUAGGAAUAAGAGCCAUUGAAGGAUUUGCGCAGGGAGUAACAUUUCCAGCUAUGAAUUAUAUGGUUGGUCAAUGGGCACCGGAUUCAGAAAAAGGCAUGAUUAAUACCUUAGUGCAUGCAGGUGUCAAUGUAGGCAGCUUGGUUGCGAUGUCUCUGACUGGAUAUCUCUGUGAAUCUGACUUUAUUGGGGGAUGGCCUGCAGCCUUUUAUGUUACAGGUUGUAUCGGGAUUAUGUGGUUUAUCUUGUGGUGCUUCGUAGUAACAGAUUCACCUUUGACUCACCCGUUUAUCUCGGAGAAAGAAAUUAACUACAUCACAGCAAACCAGAAGAUGGAUCUACGAAAAGAAGUUCCUCCCAUUCCAUGGAGGAAAAUACUGACAUCCGUGCCGUUCUGGGCUGCCGUCAUCACUAUCACCUGCCAAAAUUGGUCAUUUUAUACUAUGAUGACAGAUUUGCCGUCAUAUUUUAGCACCAUUUUACAUUUUACGAUGACUGAAAAUGGCUUCUACUCAUCUUUUCCUCAUGUUCUACAAACCAUUGUUGGUUUGAUGGUUGCAUAUGUGGCUGAUUCACUUAUUCGUAGAGAGAUUUUUUCCAUGAAUUUUGUAAGAAAAUUCUGCAAUUCUGUGUCAGGAUUUGGUACUGUCUUAGGUCUGAUAGGUGUUUGUCUCUCAGGAUGUGACGUAUCGUUGAACAAAUUUUUUUUCAUAUUCGCCAUAGCUAUUGGUGGUUUCGCAUACAAUGGACAGAAUCUCACACUUUUAGACAUGUCACCGGAAUAUGCAGGCACCUUACUUGGUAUAACGAAUACGAUUGCUAAUUUGACAGGAUUCCUAACUCCCUUAGUAGUUGGGGCACUUACUGAUGGAAGGAAUACUCUACAUCAAUGGAGAAUCGCUUUUAGCAUAACAGCUUCUCUAUUAGCUUUCGCCAGUUUCGUUUUCAUUUUCUUCUCAACUUCCAAUAAACAAGACUGGGCUGACCAAGAACCUUCGAGUGAUGUUAUCUCUCACGUGCCCAAAGAAGCAGCUGAUCAAAGGAAAAAAUACAAUUCUAUCCACUAAUGUCUUGAUAUCUGUCUUCAAAGUAGAAGAAACAAAAAAAAAAAAAAAGAGAGAGAGAGAGAGAGAGAGAGAGAGAGAAAGAGAAUAAUGGCGACAAGAUUAUUUGUUUUUUAUUUAUUAUUUGCGAAUGAGUUUCUGUUUUAAUAAAGUCAU